This is a messenger RNA of Peromyscus leucopus (white-footed mouse), 3584 nucleotides long. RefSeq names its product X-prolyl aminopeptidase 3 (gene Xpnpep3). Bases 600 to 2117 code for a protein of 505 amino acids. NCBI's taxonomy places the organism in Eukaryota, Metazoa, Chordata, Mammalia, Rodentia, Cricetidae. Gene Ontology annotation, molecular function: manganese ion binding; metalloaminopeptidase activity. The record is from RefSeq and is a predicted model, not a curated record. The transcript is spliced from 10 exons. Gene Ontology annotation, cellular component: mitochondrion.
CGGCGGAGACCCGAGGCCAGGCCCGGGCGCGGCUCAACGUGACCGAGUAGAAGGGGGCGGCUGCCGCGAGGCAGAACAGACUAGAACCUCCCCGGCCGCUGGCUCCUCCCCCCCAACGGCCUCGUGACCCCGGUCCUUCGCUCGCUCAUUCCCACUCCCGCUGCCUGCGGACUGGUGCACCGCCUAGAACCUUCUGGAAGUGUAGCUGUCCGUGACGGUGCCUGCUUCCAGACCCGAACAGCCUUACGCGUAUUCUUUCCUCUGGUCUCGCUCCUGGGAACAGACGGAGGAGCUCGCGUGUGCGCUUCCGAGCGGGGGACAGGGAGGCACUUGGAAUAGGACACUCCGUGGAGGUGGAAGUAAAGCCGAGCGAGACGCCCUGUGGGGGGUUGGGCAGGGAGCCUCUGGGGCCGGCGCGCCAAAAAAAACCCAGCCUGGUGACGUCACCGUUCUGAGCCGCCCUGGAAAGAAAGCCCGCCAGCGGCGCCUCGGUACCGGAAGGGGCGGGGCGCUUGGCUGGUUUCCUGGCGACGCGGCGGGGCUGGCGGAUUCUUUACCAGCUACUUGUACUUUCUCUUCUUGACGCGUGGGUGCUGGCCAUGCCUUCCCUGCUCUCAACCCCCAAGCUGGUUCCCGUUAUAGCAAGGCUCCGCGGCCUCUCAGGAUGCAUGUCAUGUUUACAGCGAAGGUACUCCCUUCAGCCUGUGCCGAAGAAGAUUCCAAACCGGUACUUAGGCCAGCCCAGCCCAGUUACACAUCCACACCUCCUCAGACCAGGGGAGGUGACACCAGGACUGUCCCAGGUGGAGUACGCACUUCGAAGACACAAGCUGAUGGCUCUGAUCCACAAGGAAGCACAGGAGCACAGUGGGACCGACCACACAGUGGUGGUCCUCUCUAACCCGACGUACUACAUGAGCAAUGACAUCCCCUACACAUUCCACCAGGACAACAAUUUCCUCUAUCUCUGUGGGUUCCAAGAGCCUGACAGCAUUCUGGUCCUUCAGAGCUUCUCUGGCAAGCAGUUGCCAUCCCAUAAGGCCAUGCUUUUUGUGCCUCGGAGAGACCCUGGUCGAGAACUGUGGGAUGGCCCUCGGUCUGGCACAGAUGGAGCGAUAGCCCUAACUGGGGUGGAUGAAGCCUACACCCUGGAAGAAUUUCAACACCUGGUACCCAAACUGAAAGCUGAAACGAGCAUGGUUUGGUAUGACUGGAUGAAGCCUUCUCAUACACAGCUUCACUCAGACUACAUGCAGCAUCUAACUGAAGCCAAAGCCAGGAGCAAGAACAAGGUUCGGAGUGUCCAGCAGCUGAUACAGCGCCUCCGGCUAGUUAAAUCUCCUGCAGAGAUUAAGAGAAUGCAGAUUGCUGGGAAACUGACAUCAGAGGCUUUCAUAGAGACCAUGUUUGCCAGUAAAGCUCCAGUAGACGAAGCCUUUCUUUAUGCGAAGUUUGAAUUUGAAUGCCGAGCCCGAGGUGCAGACAUCUUAGCCUACCCACCCGUGGUUGCAGGCGGUAAUCGCUCGAACACUUUGCACUAUGUGAAGAACAAUCAGCUGAUCAAGGACGGUGAGAUGGUGCUUCUUGAUGGAGGUUGUGAAUCUUCCUGCUAUGUGAGUGACAUCACCCGGACAUGGCCUGUCAAUGGCAGGUUCACCGCUCCUCAGGCGGAGCUCUAUGAAGCUGUUCUAGAGAUCCAGAGAGCCUGUUUGACACUGUGCUCUCCCGGGACAAGCUUGGAGAACAUCUACAGCGUGAUGAUGACACUAAUGGGACAGAAGCUGAAGGACCUGGGCAUCGUGAGGAGCAGCAAAGACAGCGCCUUCAAGGCUGCUCGGAAAUACUGCCCUCAUCAUGUUGGCCAUUACCUUGGAAUGGAUGUCCAUGAUACUCCAGACAUGCCUCGUUCACUUCCUAUGCAGCCUGGUAUGGUGAUCACAAUUGAACCAGGCAUUUAUAUUCCAGAGGAUGACAGAGAUGCACCAGAGAAGUUCCGAGGUCUCGGAGUGCGGAUUGAGGAUGAUGUCGUGGUGACUCAGGACUCACCUCUGAUCCUUUCUGCAGAUUGUCCCAAAGAGAUGAGUGACAUUGAACAGAUCUGCAGCAGGACCUCUUGACCACCACUGGAGCCGUUACAUCUCAGGUCCAAGACUGGCAUCCCUGCCUGUGUGUGCAGUCAGUGUCUCUGUGGGGGAUUAGACCCAGGUUCCAUGGGGAGUGCACAACUGUAUGAUGGAUGUCCCUGGAUAUGAGGACAUUUUCAUGUUAAGUAGAUGUAAAUCUGAAAUGGCAAACUCUGAAACAGUCUGUUACUAGGACUUUAGCAACAUUAAUUUUGAAAAGUUAAUGAUCCAGAAAGUUUAACAUAUGGAUGUAAAAUACGGUUUUGGUUGUGUGUACCCAUGCAUUCCAGUUAACACAUUUCAGCAAAAAAAUCUCCUCUUCAAGUUCUUCUCUUCCUGCUCUUGUGCUGAGAUCCACAUCCUAUCCUAAGAUGCUUGUGUGAUGCCUGUAUUUUUACUCUUCACCAAAGUCUCUGCCUAUGCUAAAAGCUACCUUUCAGUGUUCCAAGUGGCCAGUACUUAUCUUCCAUGAUCUCUGCCUCCCCAGCCAAGUUUUUCACAUCAAGUGGGACCUCUCAGGCUCAGGAAACACGGGUGUCCUGCAGUCUUUCCAUUCAGCAACAGGACAGCAACACCAGCCACCCAACAAGAAUCUUGAUCUUUCUUGCCAUUCAGUUGCCUAGCACCUAGAAAGUGCCCAGGUUCUUCGGAGGAAGAAGAUGAAAGAGAAGGAAAAGUCUCUGUGUCCCCACAGAUCCAGGCCUUGAGCUCUGUUUUCUUCAAUUUAAAGGGGAUUCUUUUUCAAACAUUCACCUUCCUGUCCUUCAUAGGUUCUUCUUAGACAAAAUGUCAUUGUGUGCCUUAGAUCCUUCAUCAGUUGCUUUCCUUUGUGACAGACUCUUAAUAUAGCUCAGGCUGGACUCAAACUAUCCAUCUUCCUGUACCCUCUCCACCUUUAUAGGGUUUUUGUGGUUUGGUUGGUUGGUUGGUUGGUUUUUCAAGACAGGGUUUCUGUGUGUAGCCCUGGCUGUCCUGGAACUCUCUCUGUAGACCAGGCUGGCCUCAAACUCAGAGAGAUCUGCCCCCCUGCUGGGAUUAAAGACAUGAGCCACCACCUCCCCGGCCCUUUAUAGGUUCUUUUAAACUGAUCCACAUAGCUACUUGCAGUAUUUAUUGUCAAAAUCAUCAUGAUAGGACCCAGUCUGGGCAUAAUGGCUAGUGCCUGUGGUUUCAGUAUUCUAAAGGCAGAGGCAAGAUUGUCACAAGUUCAUGCCCCAGACCAGCCUGGUCCAUAUAGCAAGUUACAAGCCAGCCAUAGCAAUACGAUGAGACCCUGUCAAAAAAAUCAAAACAAAAAUAGUGCUACAAUCUCAUGUAGUACUGUAUACCUCUACUGCCAAUAAAAAUAAAAUCCACUCAUGGUAGUUGUGAAAACCCUAUGGUCUACUUUUUGUUUGGUUUUGGUUUGGUUUGGUUUGGUUUUGGUUUUGGUUUUGGUUUUUCUAGACAGGGUUUCUCUGU